Molecule: messenger RNA, 1287 nt
Organism: Hipposideros armiger (great roundleaf bat)
Lineage: Eukaryota; Metazoa; Chordata; Mammalia; Chiroptera; Hipposideridae
Gene: FAIM
Product: Fas apoptotic inhibitory molecule
Exons: 6
Coding region: 390-995 (201 amino acids)
Biological process (GO): negative regulation of extrinsic apoptotic signaling pathway via death domain receptors
Source: RefSeq, a predicted model, not a curated record
GCCCAGCGCCUGCCAUCAGCUGGUUCCUACCAACACUGUUGGCAAGGGUGACUGCCUGAGGCGCGGGGCCGUUUCUCAGUGUGGGGGUUGAGGAAAGGCCUCUACCGAGAGCGCUAAGCCAUCCGCGGAGGCAGCGGGCGUAGCCGGGUCUGCCCUGCGGAGAAGCGGGUGGCGGCCUGCGCUGCGGACCUCAGGGGACCUGAAGCGCGACAAAGAGUCGGCGCGCUUGGUACUCGCGUCGGCCGAGCUGUAACUUCCGCGGAGGCUGCUUCUGGUUCUCGGCGAAGGGAGCAAGGCCUCGCGGCCUAAGUGGCGGAAUCGGCACUCCUCGGUGCACGCGUGGCCCAGAGCCUCCCGCAGCCCACGGCGUACAGACUGUUUUGCCAACCAUGGCAUCUGGAGAUGACAGUCCUAUCUUUGAAGAUGACGAAAGCCCUCCUUACAGCCUUGAAAAAAUGACAGAUCUUGUAGCCGUUUGGGAUGUUGCUUUAAGUGAUGGAGUCCAUAAGAUUGAAUUUGAACAUGGGACCACAUCAGGCAAACGAGUGGUAUAUGUAGAUGGGAAGGAAGAGAUAAGAAAAGAAUGGAUGUUCAAAUUGGUGGGCAAAGAGACCUUCUGUGUUGGAGCUGCAAAGACAAAAGCAACCAUAAAUAUAGAUGCCAUCAGUGGUUUUGCUUAUGAAUAUACUCUGGAAAUUAACGGGAAAAGUCUCAAGAAGUAUAUGGAGAACAGAUCAAAAACCACCAAUACUUGGGUAUUACAUUUGGAUGGUGAGGACUUUAGAGUUGUGUUGGAAAAAGACACAAUGGAUGUAUGGUGCAAUGGUAAGAAAAUGGAGACAGCAGGUGAGUUUGUAGAUGAUGGGACUGAAACUCACUUCAAUGUUGGGAACCAUGACUGUUACAUAAAGGCUGUCAGUAGUGGAAAGAGGAAAGAAGGAAUUAUUCAUACUCUCAUUGUGGAUAAUAGAGAAAUUCCAGAGAUUCUUGAAUGACUUCAUGUUGAUGAACAUUAAGAAGUAACGAUCAGGACUUUUAAAUUACUGUGCUAAUUAAAUAUGUUCAAUAUGUACUUCUUGAUACAUUUAAUCUGCCAUCUUUUUAUUUUUUUAGUUACUUGAAACUGUAAUGUUCCAAGGGUCAGAGGAAAAAAAAGAAUUUUGUACAACUUAAAAAGCCUGCAAUUUAUUUUGUAAAUACUGUAAAAAUGUUUUAAAGCCAAAUAGAAAAUAAGAUGUGGACCAAAAUCACUAAUGUUUUACAACAACUUUUACUAUAAUAAACACU